This is a messenger RNA of Morone saxatilis (striped sea-bass), 1379 nucleotides long. Its product is annotated as tyrosine protein-kinase src-2-like. Gene Ontology annotation, cellular component: signaling receptor complex. Gene Ontology annotation, biological process: multicellular organism development; positive regulation of kinase activity; cell surface receptor protein tyrosine kinase signaling pathway. The record is from RefSeq and is a predicted model, not a curated record. Gene Ontology annotation, molecular function: ATP binding; transmembrane receptor protein tyrosine kinase activity. Lineage: Eukaryota; Metazoa; Chordata; Actinopteri; Moronidae.
AAAGAGAAUGAAAACGUGUACGAGGCCAGAGAAGGAAGUAAGUUCCCUGUGAAGUGGACCGCUCCAGAGGCCAUCAACGACAACAAGUUCAGCAUCAAAUCUGACAUUUGGUCCUUUGGAAUUUUGCUGUACGAGAUCAUGACAUUCGGACAGAUGCCUUACCCGGCCAUGACGAACUACCAGGUGGUCCAGAGGGUUCCCCAGGGCUACAGGAUGACGUGCCCCCCCAACUGCCCCAAAGUCUUGUACGACAUCAUGAUGGACUGCUGGAAGACGGGCGAACAGGACCGGCCCACAUUCGAGACCCUGCAGUGGAAGCUGGAGGACUUCUUCGACCUGGAUGUAACCUCCUACGACGACGCAGGCCGUUACUAGCACGCCGACCGGCCUGUCAAACGUAGAAAGAGAGGGACAAAAAAACACAUUCUCUCUGCAGUGACGCAAAAUCACCCGAAUCCAAACAUAAACAUGCAUUCAUGGUUUUAUGAAAUGUAAUUUCAAAUUCCACAUUGUGGUCGAAUGAAGGAUCUGAAAUGUGAUCGAUUACUGUGACUUUAACUGUCAUGCAGUGAGGAAGCUUUUACUACAGCAACAGCCGGUUGCCACACUCCUGGCCUCACUUCGUUCUACAACUGAAUGCACUUUGGCACAGUCUGUAUACGCGCCUAGCCGGACUCUCAAGGCGCUCCUCUCUUUCAUCGAGACAGAAUGCUGCUAUCCGUCUGUCUCGAAUAACCGGUUCUUCUUGCACUCAGCAUAGCACACAUUCUUUCCACUGGCCACCUGCCAAACUAUUAGCAGCAGUUCACCUGAGAGAGCAAGACUGAGUGAACGGCAGGUUCUAACAACUGAGCUCAUUCCUAAAUGCAUGCAUAGUUCUGGUUGUUUUUGAUUUAACAUUAUUCAAAGGUAGGUGACUGUGUUUGGCCCCAGCAGCCAGAAAAUGAAAAAACAAUUAAGAUGAACUCUUCAUUAACAAACUAGUGAAGUCCUCUCCCUCAUCUAAUGAAGUUGCUAUUCUCUUCUUGCCACUGUAAAAACUGCUACAAGAGAGCUAAAAAUAAAAGGGCGUGGUCAGGUUUGUUCAGAGCGCUGCAGGUUUAAAAACAAAUUAAUGCUCACAAAUUUUAAAAUUUGGUCUCAUAUUACAUUUGUGCUUGAAAAUGAUUAAUCUGUUUACACAAAUGACUGAAACACAACACCAAAUGACUGGUCCAGUAUGCAACAUGUACAGUUUGAUAUAGAAACUAGAAUCCACCAGUUUACAGUGAAGUAGGAGACAUCCUUUGUCCGGCAGGGGAACUUUACAAAGGGACAACAUUUGCAUAUUCAGAGAUUCUGGAAUUUUUAACAGUGUAGGAGUAGAUUCCUUUUUAAGG